Messenger RNA from Osmerus eperlanus (European smelt), 1908 nucleotides. RefSeq names its product uroporphyrinogen decarboxylase (gene urod). The transcript is spliced from 11 exons. Gene Ontology annotation, biological process: heme biosynthetic process. The record is from RefSeq and is a predicted model, not a curated record. The coding region runs from base 19 to 1248 and encodes 409 amino acids. Gene Ontology annotation, molecular function: uroporphyrinogen decarboxylase activity. Gene Ontology annotation, cellular component: cytosol. Lineage: Eukaryota; Metazoa; Chordata; Actinopteri; Osmeriformes; Osmeridae.
UCAUAUGACUAGGUCAAGAUGGCCGCGCCCUGUAAGCACAGGGGCGUGACAGAAUUUGACAGCUUUUAUAACGUAAAGCAGCAAGGUGUAUCUGACAACGCAAACAGCAUCUCACGGUCUACAGUAAUAAACUUCACCAUGAGCAAGAACGAUCUAAUAAUGCCUACAGACUUCCCCCAGCUGCAGAACGAUGCGUUCCUGCGGGCGACACGUGGAGAGGAGGUCCAGCAUGUGCCUGUGUGGUGCAUGAGACAGGCUGGACGCUACCUACCAGAGUUCCGGGAGGCCAGAGCAGGGAAGGACUUCUUUGAGACAUGCCGGUCACCUGAGGCCUGCUGUGAGCUCACACUCCAGCCACUAAGAAGAUUCCCGUUUGAUGCAGCCAUUAUCUUCUCUGACAUUCUGGUCAUCCCACAGGCUCUGGGCAUGGAGGUUCAGAUGCUUCCAGGAAAGGGUCCCACGUUCCCCGAACCCCUGAAGGAGCCAGAGGACCUGCAGCUCCUGAAUCCCCAGGUGGACGUCCACACCGCGCUGGGCUAUGUCUUCAAGGCCAUCACGUUGACACGCCACAGGCUAGAGGGCAAGGUGCCCCUCAUAGGGUUCACUGGAGCACCGUGGACCUUGAUGGCCUACAUGAUCGAGGGCGGGGGCUCCACCACCCACUCCAAGGCCAAGCGUUGGCUCUACCGCCACCCGGAAGCCAGCCACAAACUGCUGCGCAUGCUCACCGACGUCAUUGUGAAGUACCUGCUGGGGCAGGUGGCAGCGGGGGCGCAGGCCCUCCAGGUGUUUGAGUCCCACGCAGGCUGUCUGGGGCCAGUAGAGUUUAAGGAGUUCUCCCUGCCCUACCUCCGAGACAUCGCCCGCAAGGUCAAGGACCAACUCAAGGAGACUGGACAGGACAUACCCAUGAUUGUGUUUGCAAAGGAUGGCCACUAUGGUCUGGAGGACCUCUCUGAGUCUCACUAUGAUGUGGUCGGCCUGGACUGGACCAUUGACCCACGCUCUGCACGGGAGCGAACUGGAGGAAAGGUCAGUCUCCAGGGUAACAUGGACCCAUGUGCUCUCUAUGCCUCUAAGGAGCGUAUAUCAGAGAUAGUGAAGAAGAUGGUUGAAGGCUUUGGCACCAGGGGCUACAUCGCUAACCUGGGCCAUGGCCUGUACCCAGACAUGGACCCUGAGAGUGUGGGAGCCUUUGUAGAAGCUGUCCAUACCCACUCUAGCCAGGUGCUCAAACACAAUGUUUAGCUGCAGCUCAAGAAGUUGUUCCGUCUUGAACACAGCCCUGCCGCCAAGAUUUGUCCACAGUAAAUUUGCUAGCAGAGUAACCGCAUAGCUACCAAAGACUAAAUCGAUUUCUUUUAGUUACUUUUUGUCAACACUUUUGGUUAAAAACAUAUUUUUUGGGAUAAUGUGGAAGUCAUUAUGUAUUCACAUAAGACACUGACCAGGUUAUUAUUAAAUAUCAUAUUCCAUUAUAAAGAAUGUUUGCUGAAGAAGGUUUACAGGAUGUGAAAUUACUUUUUGUGCUUGUAUAGAUUAUUUCAGUUCUAAAAUGGAUAAUCCCAGGCCUAAAGUAAGAUGUUGAAUUACAGGAAAUGUUAUUUCUAGGAAAUGUAUUUUUAAUAUCUGUACCCAAAAUCUUUGCUUUUUUCAUCAGUGGUAGUGCACCUCAGAAAAACAAGUGUAUGAAUGGAGUUACAUGAGAUAAUCCUCAAAUAUACUGUGUUUUAAAUUUGACGUGAUGAUCCAUGCUGAAAUGCAGUUCUGGCUGUUAUGGACUAUGAAGCACUAGUGUGUCUUGUUUUCUUACUCAAAUGAAGAUGGAUUAUAUUGUGACCUGUACAGUGCUCCUAAUUUCAAAUGAGUUUGAAUAAAAUUAUUUUAUAUUAAAUGAGUCAUUAGUUA